AUGUCUUUACAACCCACCACUGCUUCCCAAAUCGAUUUGGGAUCACCUACCCCUACCGCUUCUCGUAAUCUUCGUCGUCGUGAGACUUUGGCUGUCCCAUCCCCCGGCUUUGUUUUUCAAUCUCCAGAUUCUCGCCGUGCUGUAACUCGUCCUGCCAACAACUCUCAGUCCCCUGGAUCAACUCCCGAUAAGAUGUCAUCAAUACUGGAGGAGGAGUCUGAUACUGAUCAAUCAGAUGAAUCUGACAUUUCGGAUGACUCAAUCCUUGUUCAAGCUCAACCCCGAUACAGCAAGUCUUCUAAGUCUAAGAAAUCUGUGGUCUUGAAGAAGGUUCAAUCGAGUGGUAAACGUGAGUCAAAGAAUAAGGUCCAAUCGAAGACUACAGUACCCGCUAAGAAGCGCAAGCACCUUCCUGUUGAGGUCAGUCAAUAUUUCAAUUUUAUUUUUAUUGUUUCAACCUUUCUCUGA
Messenger RNA from Melampsora larici-populina 98AG31, 468 nucleotides. RefSeq lists its product as uncharacterized. The record is from RefSeq and is a predicted model, not a curated record. Lineage: Eukaryota; Fungi; Basidiomycota; Pucciniomycetes; Pucciniales; Melampsoraceae. Bases 1 to 468 code for a protein of 155 amino acids. The transcript has a single exon.